AUGGCAUCCCCAAAUUCGCUGCGUGACCCGUAUGCUAGUUAUAUUAAUGGUCUCAAUAAGAAUUACCCUUUGUACAUUCGGAGAGGUAACUACUGUUGUAUUGCAAUUAGUGUGGAGGAACCAUCAGGUCCCUUGUGUCCGAUGGAGCAGCAGAUCAAGGUGACACUGCGAGGCAGGGCCCGAUCUAGCUUUUUGCCGCCCUUUACACUAACACUUUUUGAAAGAUGGAAAACAUCG
This is a messenger RNA of Brenthis ino (lesser marbled fritillary), 237 nucleotides long. Lineage: Eukaryota; Metazoa; Arthropoda; Insecta; Lepidoptera; Nymphalidae. The record is from the annotation of a GenBank genome assembly.